AUGGAUAAAAUCAUUAGAAAAGUGAAAUCUGUAAGGUACAAUGUCUGGGAAGACUUCAAGAAAUUCAUGUCCCUUCCUGGAUAUAAAUACUAUAAAUCACCCCCAGAACUAAAAUUCAGGUAUCCUGCUCCAGGAAGUGUCCCCAGAACUCAGGAAGAUAAACCAGGUCUCUUCAAGGAUGAUUAUAAGCUUGCCUACACUGACUCAUUAUAUGAUGUCAGAAGAAAGCCAAAAUUUCCCCACCGAUUUGGAGAUGAUCAUGAAUGGUAUCACGUAGGGCCAGCGAAGAAAGAGCUUGAUCCGAAAGAUCCAUAUGAUGCUCAAAUCCUCAAAGGACCUAUCAGGAAUAGAAGACUUGUAGAUGAUAAAGCUACACACAUCGACUCUAAUAAAGUGUUGAGAACUAAUAAAGAUGAAGCGAGAGCACAUUUGAGACAUUUAUUCGCUAGCGCAGCAGCUGAGCGACAUGAGCGUCACGAAGAGCUUCUCGGUCACUCCCUCAACGAACUCGAAGACUACUACAGCCCCCAAUACCUGUGGUUCUACGAACGCGGAGCCACCGGAACCGGAGACGACCCAGUCAUCCAGCACACAUACUUGUCGCUAGAAGACUUGCUUGAAGAAGUCCUCGGCAAAGAACGCAUUGAGACACAGCAGAUGGACAUGUACAAAGGAACUGUCAAGAAGUGGCAGGUGCUUGACGACGAGCAGUUUACAAAGGACCAGGUAGACAAAGUGCAGAGUUCUAUUAAGGCCCCAAUAUCAGACGAACUCAAUCGAUACGAGAAACAAAAUAACAUCAAACAUCCUCUACCAAUCAACAAUGCUAAUGCUUCCCAAUGGAGAGACAAGAAGAGAGCAAUUGACAGCGCUGACUUUAACUCUAAACUUAUUGAAUUUGAGCAAAACCGUCAUGAGAAUUACUUUAUGAAGAGAUAUGAGAGACCAAAGAAGCUUGAAUAAUUCUUCUGAAUAUUGUGCAGAUAGCAAAAGAUUU
This is a messenger RNA of Moneuplotes crassus, 997 nucleotides long. Lineage: Eukaryota; Ciliophora; Spirotrichea; Euplotida; Euplotidae. The record is from the annotation of a GenBank genome assembly.